Messenger RNA from Cornus florida, 1125 nucleotides. Its product is annotated as ABSCISIC ACID-INSENSITIVE 5-like protein 1. The transcript is spliced from 4 exons. Bases 43 to 1125 code for a protein of 360 amino acids. Gene Ontology annotation, cellular component: nucleus. The record is from RefSeq and is a predicted model, not a curated record. Gene Ontology annotation, molecular function: DNA-binding transcription factor activity. Lineage: Eukaryota; Viridiplantae; Streptophyta; Magnoliopsida; Cornales; Cornaceae. Gene Ontology annotation, biological process: positive regulation of DNA-templated transcription.
CAAGAUCGAUUGAAGUAGAUUUGGUACUUGGGUGAAGUAUAUAUGGAGGUGUGUGUGUCCGAAAGUAUGAGCUGUUCAAAGGUCAAAAUAGAGGAAAAACCACAAGCACAACCACCAGAAGAAGCAUUGCAGAUUAACCACACAAAUUCUUCAUUAAACAAAAAAAACUCAAUCUUCUCACUCACUCUAGAUGAAUUCCAAUACAAGAGUGGAAAGAGCUUUGGGUCCAUGAACAUGGAUGAAUUCCUCAACAGUGUUUGGAAUGCUGAGGGCGGAAACGUUCAAGCUGAAGCUGAAAAUGUGGAAGACGCCACCACCGAAACUGAAGCUGCCACUUUAAUUAGACAAAGCUCUUUUACCAUCCCUACCCCACUUUGCAAUAAAACCGUGGAAGAAGUCUGGUCGGAGAUCACUAAAAAUCAGUCCAACGCCAUUGACAACGAUGUUCAUGAACUACAGCUGGCUCAACCCCAACAAACCUUUGGGGAGAUGACUUUGGAAAAUUUCUUAAAAAAGGCAGGGGUCAUUCAAGAAGCAUCUUCGUUGAUAUCUUCUGACCAACAUAGAAUGCUAGAAGUAGUACCUUUCAGAAAUCUCUGUGGGAGUAGUUAUCCAAGUGAAAGUAUGUGUUUGGAUGUGAACAUUGCUGAGACAGGACCUGUGAUGGGCUUUGAAUUAUCUAAUGAUCACUCAAAUACAACUGGAAACAACUUGCUAGCUGAUAAUGCUGCUUCAAUGUACCAUAUGUUCACACAAAGUGGUAGGUUUGUGGGAGAGUCCUUUGGUAAUAAUGCAAAUGGGAAAUGUGUUCGGGCAUCCAACGUGGGUCGGCCUAAGGGCAGAAGGAGGUCAAGUGGUACCCUGGAGGUGGCUGUGGAGCGUAGACAACGCCGGAUGAUAAAGAACAGAGAGUCUGCAGCCCGAUCUCGCGCCAGAAAACAGGCAUAUACUGCAGAAUUGGAGUUAGAGUUAAACCUACUAAGGGAAGACAAUGCGAGACUAAAGCAAAUUCUGGUUGAAGCUCAAAUGAAACGAAGGCAAGAGGAUUUAUCGGGGCUGUGCUAUUCAGAUAACUGGGCAGACUUUGGAGUUCGAUUUUAUCCUUCUCGACAUGAUGGGCUUUGA